Molecule: messenger RNA, 2524 nt
Organism: Lactuca sativa (garden lettuce)
Lineage: Eukaryota; Viridiplantae; Streptophyta; Magnoliopsida; Asterales; Asteraceae
Product: protein EMSY-LIKE 3
Biological process (GO): defense response to fungus
Cellular component (GO): nucleus
Source: RefSeq, a predicted model, not a curated record
UUCAACAACUAGCUGCGGGAAAAAGGAAAUAAAAAAAUUAGAAAACCCGCCUUCCUUCCUUGUUUCCCCUCUUUAGCUCUGGGUAUGUUCUUUGACCACAAAAAUCUUCUCCGGUCAUCCUCCGCCUCCCUACAUCAAGUGUUGCUUGCAUCUUUCCCUUGCACUCCGACCGCCGCCACCGAUUCUUCCCCGUUCGUUGACAUCGAUCAAGGCUCAUUUACUUCUACCCACUGGAACCACCAUAUCUCCCACUCGAUGUUGAAAUUGUCAGAAAAAGCCCUAAUUCAGUAUUAUACUCUCAAGUCUCAAUAUUAAGAAUGCAAAUCUUGAUUCUUGUUUGUUUCUUAUUCCCCACAGAUAAACCGAAAAAGGGGAAUUAGAAUAACGAAGGUAGCGAGAGUUUUGGUCCGGUGGUCGUGGUUCAUCUAUCGAGCAAGGAAGAUGGGAAUGCAAUCAACCAUGGUGGCUCGAUGAUGUAAUCAAUCGAGAAAGGGGAAACACCUCUAGCAGCGAUGCUUCCCUUGUCUGCCGCAGCUAGGGGGAAGGCGCUCCGACGGUCUCCUUGGUCGUUCUUCCUUGUCGCCAUUAGAUUACACGUAGGGAGGGGACUCAACUAGUCCGAUGGAGUAGGGCAAGUAGCGACUAGUAGAUCGGGAUGAUCGAUCUAUUCGUGAGGAGGAGGAGGUAAUUAUCGGUUCUUGGUGAGCUUUCCUUGGCUUCUUAGACUCCGUCAUCGGUAGAAAUCGGGGUCUCUUCUUCUUAUUCACGCCUCCACCAUGGACCUCAAUUUUAAACCACCUGAUGCUCGCUUCUUUCUUCUUGAAGGACCCUCCGUCAUACCAGGUUACUAUUCAGGAUCAUUCCCUCUUUACAUUUUUCCGAUCUGCUCAGAUCACUGAUGUCGGGCCAGUUGGCAUCCACGGUGGUGCGGGACAGCUGACGUCCCUUCCUCCCUCUGGGAAAAAACCACCACAACAUCAUCCCCAACGUAUCAAGACCACAACCUCACACCCUCGCCACCAAUGUACAUCAAGGAAUUUGCCAGCCACCACCACUAACACUUUUUUAGGUUGGAUAUUUGCUUGGGUUUGGUUUCUUGAAGGUGUUCAUGGUGUGCUGGGACUCCUCAGAUACGGUUCAUGAACGAAUGACACAAAAAAAUAUUGAUGGCAUUAUAAAAGGGGGAUAACCAGAAUAGAGUAAGUGGACAAGCAAUGGAGUUCAAGCAACUGAACAUACAUGCAUGAGAAGUAUUUGAGAAGGGCAAUGAUGUCCAUAUGCAAGCUGCUCCUUCACAAACUAAAUUGUUGUAUAAGAAUUAUAAAGUGAACAAAGAGAAGCUGAAAUCUCAAGUGAAGGAGAAGUUAAAUAUGAUCGUGUUGGAAGAAUCAUCAAAGGAAAGCUGCUUCUUCAUCUGCUAGAAGAGCACCUGUCUCAGGGACAAAAGGGAAAAACAAGAAAUAUUGUGGUGGUGGUGGUCAGAUAAUGGGGGCAGGAUCUUCCCUGAAAAUGCAAUACCCUCCAUCAGGGCCAAGUGGGUGGGGCCAGCUUGGUAAUCAUGUGACUUCUGGGCUAGUUGCAAAUGAGUCUACUGAAACAUCAACAUUCUCCCCAUUGAUUGGAAGAGAAGUGAGAACCAGAUGGCCUGAUGACAACAAUUUUUAUGAAGCAGUUAUAACAGAUCACAACCCCGUUGAGAUAUCACCAGAGGAUAUACAAUGGUGGAUCAGGUAUUCAGUUCAUGGAAUGAGUAGACCCGUCGGACGUGAUAAUGGUCCUGGUGGAGGUGGAGGUGCAAGGAGAGGUAGAGGGUUGCCCAAAAGUCAAGCAGCAGCAACAUCAAGAAAAGAUUUUCCACGAUCACAUAAUGGCAUUGGAAAGAAGGGUCGAGACAAUAUUCAGUCACUUCACACUGAUACUCUUAUAAAAGAGGUUGAAAGGGUAUUUGGGUCUAGUCAUCCAGAUCCUGUCGAAAUACAGAAAACUAAGAAAAUGCUCAAGGAACAUGAACAAGAACUGACUGAUGGCAUUGCAAGGCUUGCAGAUAUCUCAGAUGGUGAAAGUGGUGAUUUGGUAAAGAUGGCAAUGGUUAACACUAGUGGUCCAAACCAUUUACCUUCUUUUGGGCAAUUGAUUGGCAAUCUUACUCAAGAUAUACCACUUCUUUCUUUUUUUGCAGAUAUACAAGUGUUGCAUUCUUCAUUUCAAUUGUACAUAUGUUUGUUUUGGUUUGCAUGCAGUCUUUGUUUGGCAGCUUGGACAAACUUUGAAGCACCUGAUCGUCCAUGGCAUUCUCGGAGGUAUUUUACUUUAUUAAAUGUUGCACAUCAUGGAACAUUUUAGGGCAGUUGUUGGUUUUCCUCUUGGUGAUCCAUCAAUGAAGUGGCCAACAUCAUGUAAUAACAUUUAGGGGAAGAUGUAGGUAUAUGUUUUUAAUGAAUAAUGUAAUCAUAUGUAUGAAUAUGAAAUAAAGUUUGUUAUUUGUAUGACAAUAAAUUUUAUGCAAUGGAUUGUAUUUUUUGUA